Aedes albopictus (Asian tiger mosquito) is the source of this 1562-nucleotide messenger RNA. Its product is annotated as rRNA methyltransferase 3, mitochondrial. Bases 109 to 1503 code for a protein of 464 amino acids. The record is from RefSeq and is a predicted model, not a curated record. Gene Ontology annotation, biological process: RNA processing. The transcript is spliced from 3 exons. Gene Ontology annotation, molecular function: RNA methyltransferase activity; RNA binding. NCBI's taxonomy places the organism in Eukaryota, Metazoa, Arthropoda, Insecta, Diptera, Culicidae.
AACAGAGAUAAACAGAGAGAAUUAGGUAGUUUGACAUUUUCCUCCCGCGUGCGAGUGUUGUUCAGCUAGUUUAGUACGAUAUCUUCAUCGAAGCCGAUAGCGUGAAAGAUGCAGUUUACAAAUCGAUUGAGAAUAUUGGCAUACAAUGUUAUCACUGGAACAGUGAAUAGUGCUCGUCAUGUGCAUAGUGGCAGCGGCGCUACUCUGCAGCGCAUAUCACUGCCUUUGAGGCAUCCUCGCGGCCACUCCAGAAUAACAUCACAUGCAGAUGUUCACAUGGAGCCGGAACAGCAAGGGGGCGGGGCGACGAACCGCCGUGAGCAAGAGAGGUUGACUGAUGUAAACAAUCAGAAAUACUCUUCUCGACGAGGGCGAUCUGAUGAGGCUGAGCUGGAAGAAAUAGAAAACAAUCUGUUCGAUAAUCGACAGUCGAAAGACGAUUUGCACCUUGGCGAGAUUAUGAAAAAGUAUAAAAGCGAUUUCCGCCGAGUGGAAAUUAAUGGAAGCCAUAAGAAACUAAAGAAAAUGGCUAAACCGGUUCGGCUGAGGGAGAUGGAUUUAGAAACCAUGAAUACACUCAAACCGUACAAAAAGAAGGAAAAAUCGUUGGAAGUCACAGACAAACAAACUGGGCUUAAAUAUCUUAGACUGCUGAAAAAUGACCCACUUUUUCGGGACCUGCAAUUGCUUAUGAUUUCUCGCAAACGACGAGAGUUAAAAAAUAAAUUAGUCGUCGAAGGUAAGCGACUGAUUAACGAUGCAAUUGAAGCAGGGCUGUGGUUGGAAACCGUCAUUUUCUCCGAACUGAAUCAUUUGAACGACGUACGAACAAAACUGCAAGCCCUCAAUUUGGUUCAACUGCCAAGCCAUGUGCUCCAGGAAUGGUCGGACCUUGUAACUAGUCCUGGUAUGAUUGGAAUUUUCCAAAAACCAACCGACAUGAGUAACAUUGUUAUCCGCAAUCGGACAACGGAAUCCCUUCCAAUUACCGUAGUUUGUGAUAACGUACGGGAGCCGAACAAUUUGGGAAGCAUUCUCAGAAGUUGCGCGUCGAUUCCCGUUGACCGUGUGAUCCUGCUGAAGGGAUGUACGCAUCCGUGGGAACCGAAGUGCUUGCGAGGGGGUGCGGGGGCUCAUUUUCGAACAAGCAUCGUCGGUCCGGUGACGAUGGACGAGCUGGCGGAGCACCUUCCAGCCAAUCCGACCUUCCUGGUGGCGGAUAAUAGCAGCGAAAGAGGCGAUGGAUCGUUUGUGUCGAGCCGUUACGAUAAAGCCAAUUAUAUCGACAUGGAACACAUGGUGCUGGUGAUUGGUGGCGAAACACAUGGGGUUAGCAGUGAUGUGAGAAGAUACAUAAGACAGCUGAAGGAGGAUUCUAACGAUGGAAAUAGCCCCUAUCUGGUACACAUUCCGUUAGAGAAUGGUGUUGAAAGUUUGAAUACCGCGUCAGCAAUUUCGGUUAUUUUAUGCGAAAUACGAAGGCAGUUGAACCAAACCAAAUAAAAUGCUUGUUUGUUGAUCCUAUAGUAAAUAUUGUCUUAAUAAUAUAGAAGAGCUCUUUA